AACACAUAAGGCGUAGAGGGAGAGAAAGGAGACUACGAGGGCAGCCGGAGUGGACGAGGAUAAACCGUUUCGAUAGAUCGAGGUACUCGUGAAUAAGAUCGAAAACUCUGGUUGCUUCUAAAUCGUAUUGUUGAAGUCCUUAAAGGUUUUGGAGUAUGAACCAAUUUAAGUACGAGAGAUCAGAAAAUGACUUAAAACAUUGGCUCCCAACGAAUAGCUUCAAUGGCCGAUGAUUCUCCAAUUGGGGUCCCGUUAUUGGCCACUCUGUUCUCUCUGACCAAACUGAAUCUCAGCUACUGCAACCUCAAAUCCAUUCCAGAAGGGAUUGAGUGUUUGGUUUCAUUAACAGAGCUGAAUUUGAGUGGCAAUAAAUUCAGUCAGCUUCCGACAACAAUCUCUCAGCUGCAAAACCUGAAAAGAUUGAAUUUGAAUCGAUGCAAGAAGCUUUUGUGCAUCCCCGAGCUGCCACCGAGAAUUUUAAGGAUCUUGUCGAAGGAUUGCGGCUCGCUUGUAUCCAUUCCAGAAAUGUUAAAAACAGAGCAUUUGUAUUUCAUGACAGAGUUGAAUCUUAUGAACUGCUAUCAAUUGGGUGGCAAUAAAAAGCUUCAGAGAUUGAUCGUUUCUUGGAUGCAGAGCAUGUUGUUUCGAAAUGGUGCAUUCAAUGUCGUGAUUCCGGGAAGUGAGAUUCCUGAUUGGUUCACCACAAAAAUGGGGUCUUCGAUUACUGUCGAAUGGGAUCCGAGCGCGCCGAAUUCUAAUUUGAUUCGCUUUGCUCUAUGUGUCGUGUGUGGCGGCGGCGACGGCGGGGGUGAUGUUUCCGGCUCCAUUAUUGCUUCUGUCGCCGGAAGGAGCCCAGAUGAGGGGAAUUUGAAGAAGGGAGAUGUUAUUGUUAAUGGGUUGACGAUUUCUGGGAUGAGGAAAAUGGAUCAUAUUUGGUUGUUUGUUUUGGCUCGAACCCAGUUGCUGAGGAGGAAGAUGAAGGGAUUUAGAGAGAUUGAAUUUCGGUUCUUGUUACAAGUUAACUAUGGCGGAUUUGUUUCGAGGAACAUUGAAUUGAAAAGGUGUGGAGUUGGGUUCAUAAAUAUGGAGGAAGAGGAGGAAGCCAUGAAGCGUUAUGCCGCUUGUAUUAUCUUGAAGAACAAGAUGAGGAUGUGAAGAACCCAUAAUUUUG
Cucurbita pepo subsp. pepo (vegetable marrow) is the source of this 1171-nucleotide messenger RNA. NCBI's taxonomy places the organism in Eukaryota, Viridiplantae, Streptophyta, Magnoliopsida, Cucurbitales, Cucurbitaceae. The record is from RefSeq and is a predicted model, not a curated record.